This is a messenger RNA of Pichia membranifaciens NRRL Y-2026, 1125 nucleotides long. RefSeq lists its product as hypothetical. NCBI's taxonomy places the organism in Eukaryota, Fungi, Ascomycota, Pichiomycetes, Pichiales, Pichiaceae. The record is from RefSeq and is a predicted model, not a curated record. Gene Ontology annotation, molecular function: saccharopine dehydrogenase (NAD+, L-lysine-forming) activity. Gene Ontology annotation, cellular component: cytoplasm. The coding region runs from base 1 to 1125 and encodes 374 amino acids. The transcript has a single exon.
AUGGCAGGAAAUAAAGUGAUUUUGCAUUUGAGGGCCGAAACCAAGCCAAGAGAGGCCAGAGCUGCUCUUACCCCAAAGACGGUCAAGCAGCUGCUCGACACCGGUGACUUUGAAAUUUAUGUCGAAGAAGCACCACAGUCCACUUUCAAAACUGAGGAGUACCGCCAGGCUGGUGCCAAGAUUGUUCCCUUCGAGUCAUGGAAAACUGCACCAAGAAACAGAACCAUUAUCGGUUUGAAAGAGCUACCAGAGGAGCUCUUCCCGCUAGUGCACGACCACAUCCAGUUUGCCCACUGUUACAAAGACCAGGGCGGGUGGGAAGACGUGUUAUCAAGAUUCCCAUACGGUGGCGGUACGUUGUACGACUUGGAGUUCUUGGAGAAUGACCAAGGUAGAAGAGUCGCUGCGUUUGGCUACUACGCCGGGUUUGCCGGUGCUGCUCUGGGAGUUUUAGAUUGGUCGUUUAAACAGCUCAACUCUGAUUCGAAAAACCUUCCUGGUGUCACUCCUUAUCCAAACGAGGACUUGUUGGUCAAGGACGUCAAGGCACAACUCAAAAAGGCAUACGCUAAAACCGGCAGAUACCCAACUGUGUUGGUGAUCGGUGCGUUGGGCAGAUGUGGUUCCGGUGCGAUUGACCUCUGUAAAAAGGUUGGCAUUCCAGAAUCGAAUCUUCUCAAAUGGGAUAUGAACGAGACCAAGAAGGGCGGACCUUUCAAGGAAAUUGCAAGUUCUGACAUCUUAAUCAACUGUAUCUACUUGUCCAAACCAAUUCCUCCUUUCAUCAACUACGACUUGUUGAACAAGGAUGACAGAAAGCUCAGAACUAUCGUCGAUGUAUCUGCAGACACGACGAAUCCACACAACCCUAUUCCAGUGUACACGAUUGCCACCCAAUUUGACGACCCUACCGUUCUCGUGGAGACCACCAAGGGCCCAAAGUUGUCUGUCAUUUCCAUCGACCAUUUGCCUUCGCUAUUGCCAAGAGAGGCAUCCGAGUUUUUUGCCAGAGACUUGCUGCCAUCCUUGAAGGAGUUGCCAAACAAAGACAAGGCUCUUGUGUGGGUCAAGGCCAAGAAGCUUUUUGACCACCACGUCAAGAGAUUGAACAAACCAAAACUCUAG